AAGAUGAGCUCUGCGCCUGAGCAAAGUGGGAGGCGGCUCUCUCGCUGAAGGCUACAGCGCAUGCGCCAUCUCCGGAGCCGCGCCAUAGCUCCCUCUAGCCACCGCCCUCAUGGGGCCCAGUGUGCCUGUGCAGCUGCUUAAUGCCCGCCCUUUGCGCAAAAAUACAGCCUCAGGUUGCAGACACCGGUGGAUUUGCUUUGGAGCCGGAGUAGCUGCUGUCCCCAGAGUCUGGAGCCAUGAGCGGUUUUAAUUUUGGAGGCACUGGGGCCCCCACAGGCGGGUUCACCUUUGGCACCGCGAAGACCGCAACGACCACGGCCACUACGGGCUUUUUUUCCUCCACGUCCGGCACUGGCAGGUUCAGCUUUGGGAUUCCCUCCCAGUCAGCCGCCAGCACCCCUUCCACCAGCCUGUUCUCACUCAGCACCCAGACUCCCGCGACACAGACCCCGGCCUUCAACUUUGGGACCACGACGCCUGCAGCAGGAGCCACCGGAUUUUCCUUAGGGAGCAACACCCCAAAGCUGAGCCUGGGCAGCACGGCCGCAGCCCCAGCCCCGACGCAGCCCAGCGGCUUCGGGCUCGGGGGCAGCACGCUCAGUGGUGCGGUCUCCAGCGCCAGCACGUCCGCCCAGGGCGCGGCGCCCGGCGGCUUUGUGUUUGGCUCCACCACCGCAUCUGCUGCCCCGCCCACCACGUCCACGUCCGGGGGCUUCUCGUUCACGAGUGGGAGCGCAUCCCAGACGGGGACCUCUGGCUUCAACGUAGGCUCCCUUGGGGGCCCGGCCCAGCCUCCAGCCCUCAGCGGGCUGCCCUUCACCGCUGCCACUCCGGCAGCUACCGGAGCGGGAGCCACCCAGCCAGCCGCGCCCACCCCCGCCGCCACCACCGCCAGCGCCGGGCCCUCGCUCUUCACCUCGCUGGCAGCCGCUCCCACCUCGUCCACCGCCACCGGGCUCUCCCUUGGCACCCCAGCGACCACUGCGGGGACAGCGGGAGCGGGGACGCUGGGCUUCAACCUGAAGCCCCCUGGAGCAGCUUCCACCACCUCCACGGCGGCAACCACCACGACCACGACUGCCGCCACUACCAGCACCACCGGCUUCUCCCUGAACAUAAAGCCGCUGACUCCAGCCGGGAUCCCCAGCAACACGGCGGCCUCUGGGAGCACGCCCUCUGGCCCCAGCGCAGCUGCUGGGGGGUCGGCCAGUGCCGCGCUGACCUACGCCCAGCUGGAGAGUCUCAUCAACAAGUGGAGCCUGGAGCUGGAAGACCAGGAGCGGCACUUCCUGCAGCAGGCCACGCAAGUCAAUGCCUGGGACCGCACGCUGAUCGAGAAUGGCGAGAGGAUCACCAGCCUCCACCGCGAGGUGGAGAAGGUGAAGCUGGACCAGAAGCGGCUGGACCAGGAGCUCGACUUCAUCCUGUCGCAGCAGAAGGAGCUGGAGGACCUGCUGAGCCCACUGGAGGAGUCGGUCAAGGAGCAGAGCGGCACGGUGCACCUGCAGCACGCCGAUGAGGAGCGCGAGAAGACCUACAAGCUGGCAGAGAACAUCGACGCGCAGCUCAAGCGCAUGGCCCAGGACCUCAAGGACAUCAUCGAGCACUUGAACACGGCGGGGGGCCCGGCCGACACCAGCGACCCGCUGCAGCAGAUCUGCAAGAUCCUCAACGCGCACAUGGACUCGCUGCAGUGGAUCGACCAGAACUCGGCGCUGCUGCAGAGGAAGGUGGAGGAGGUGACCAAGGUGUGCGAGGGCCGGCGCAAGGAGCAGGAGCGCAGCUUCCGCAUCACCUUCGACUGAGCCCGCUGCCCAGGGCGGGGUGGGGUUACUGUCGCGUUGUUGGGGUGCAGGGAAAUACAUAUUUGUGUGUUUCUGUCUUUCAAACAGUUGCGCUGUUGAUAGAACUGUUCUGUGGCUUGACUUUUCUUAGUGAGUAGAAAGUAUUCUCAGCGCUCUGGUCCAGGCAGCAGCCUCCUUGCAGGUGUGGUUUCUCCAUGGCCUAGACCUUCUCCACCUGCUACAACUACCCUCCUCCAGUUGUGCUGGAGGAGGGCUGAGCCGCCAGAGAGCCGCCUGUCUCCCAGCCAGAGCACCAGGCCUCCACUCUGCCAGACCCAGAGUCAGAGAUAAGGGAAGGAGAGCUCCAUCCUCACGGAGCCAGCUGCCUGGAGUGAGUGUGCGCAGUUCAAAGAAGUGGCUUGUGGAUGGAGUGGACAGUGGGAUGUAGGAUUUCAAAGGAGAGACAGGUCAGAAGAGAAAAGAGGUCUCCCCUUGCCUGGCUGACACGCCGCAUCAGCCACCCUGAAGCCGGGUCGGGUGCCGUCCUGCGGGCCGCCCCCCACGCUGAGCUUGUGACCGCACACCUUUGGUAACACUGGCCACACUAGACUGUGCAGACUACUCACUUCUCCCCUCACCACCAGGUUGUGUGCCCUGUGGGCCUGUUUCCUGUCCCCCCUGUGUGCUCAGCACAGUCCCUGUCACACAGAUGAACAGUAGAGAUGAGACAGCAUAAAACACUUGCCCACCAAAUGAAUGCCUGUGGAAGUGGCCAGGGUGCCAGGGGCAGCCACAGACUUGAUUCUGAGCCUCCCAGAGUCAGGGCAAACCUGGUCGGUUCCAGUGAGAUCCAGUGGCCAGAAGCCAGCUGUGUCCCAGGUGUCUUUUGUGUUUGUCUUUACAUUCUGCUGUACUCUCUGAAAUACCUACGGCUGUAUGUUGCUUUUCUAAAUAAAAUGUAUUGUGGAAUUUAAAA
Messenger RNA from Cervus elaphus (red deer), 2760 nucleotides. It is a transcript of the gene NUP62, whose product is annotated as nucleoporin 62. Gene Ontology annotation, cellular component: nuclear pore; nuclear pore central transport channel. The coding region runs from base 237 to 1805 and encodes 522 amino acids. Gene Ontology annotation, molecular function: structural constituent of nuclear pore; phospholipid binding. The record is from RefSeq and is a predicted model, not a curated record. Gene Ontology annotation, biological process: protein import into nucleus; RNA export from nucleus. The transcript is spliced from 2 exons. NCBI's taxonomy places the organism in Eukaryota, Metazoa, Chordata, Mammalia, Artiodactyla, Cervidae.